This is a messenger RNA of Penicillium macrosclerotiorum, 2127 nucleotides long. Its product is annotated as Catalase A. The record is from RefSeq and is a predicted model, not a curated record. The coding region runs from base 1 to 2127 and encodes 708 amino acids. Gene Ontology annotation, molecular function: catalase activity; heme binding. The transcript has 3 exons. NCBI's taxonomy places the organism in Eukaryota, Fungi, Ascomycota, Eurotiomycetes, Eurotiales, Aspergillaceae. Gene Ontology annotation, biological process: hydrogen peroxide catabolic process; response to oxidative stress. Gene Ontology annotation, cellular component: cytosol.
AUGGCGGCUACGGCGAAUUCCAAGAUCGCCGACAUGCAGAAGGACACUGUCGAGCUCAAUGACAAGCACCAUAUGACUACCGACUAUGGCAUCAAGAUCUCCGACCCGGACCAUUGGCUGCGAGUCGCCAGCGACUCCCGUACGGGUCCCAUGCUCCUUGAAGAUCAAAUUGCUCGCGAGAAGAUCAUGCGCUUCGACCACGAGCGUAUCCCAGAACGUGUUGUACAUGCUCGGGGUACCGGCGCCUUUGGCACGUUCAAGCUGUUUGAGAGCGCAGAAGACGUGACCACCGCAGGUGUCUUGACAGACACUACUCGCACGACGCCGCUUUUUCUACGCUUCUCCACGGUCCAGGGUAGCAAGGGGAGCGCGGACACCGUCCGCGACGUGCGUGGUUUUGCAGUCAAGAUGUAUACGGAAGAAGGGAACUGGGAUAUUGUUGGGAAUAACAUCCCUGUGUUCUUCAUCCAGGAUGCGAUCAAGUUCCCGGAUCUGAUUCACUCGGUCAAACCCGAGCCGCAUAACGAGGUACCCCAGGGCCAGAGUGCACAUAAUAACUUCUGGGAUUUCGUCUACAUGCAUUCUGAGACUACGCACAUGAACUAUUGGCAAAUGUCUGAUCGAGCGAUCCCACGAUCAUACAGAAUGAUGCAGGGAUUUGGUGUUAAUACAUACUCACUGGUCAAUAAAGAAGGCAAACGCCAUUUUGUCAAAUUUCACUUCACCCCCGAGCUGGGCGUGCACUCUCUCGUCUGGGACGAAGCCCUCAAGAUCUGUGGCCAGGACCCCGACUUCCACCGCAAAGAUCUUAUGGAUGCUAUUGAAGCCGGUCACUUCCCGCGCUGGAAAUUCGGCCUGCAACUGAUUCCAGAGGAACAGCAAGAUGAGUUUGAGUUUGAUCCGCUUGACGCCACCAAGGUUUGGCCAGAGGAGCUGGUGCCGAUCCGAUAUAUCGGCGAGCUCGAGCUCAACCGUAACAUCGACGAGUUCCACCCACAGACCGAGCAAGUUGCGUUUUGCACCAGCCAUGUCGUGCCGGGCAUCGAUUUCUCCGACGAUCCCUUGCUACAGGGCCGCAACUUCUCCUACUUCGACACCCAGAUCUCGCGCCUGGGUCCCAAUUGGGAAGAGCUGCCCGUCAACCGCCCUGUCUGCCCGUACAUGAGCCUGGUCAACCGCGAUGGUGCUAUGCGCCACCGCAUCACCAAGGGCACCGUCAACUACUGGCCCAACCGCUUCAACGCCAAUCCACCGGCUACCCCAGCUCAAGGCGGCUUCUCGAGCUUCCCUGCACCGCAGUCUGGCAUCAAGGCGCGUGCGCUCUCCGCGAAAUUCGCCGAGCACUACAACCAAGCGCAGACCUUCUACAAUUCGCUCUCACCUAUCGAGCAGCUCCACCUUUCCAAGGCUUUCUCCUUCGAGCUCGAUCACUGCGAUGAUCCGGUCGUCUAUAAGCGCAUGGCCGAGCGCCUCCUCGUUGUCAGUGCGGACCUUGCCCGUACCGUCGCCCAGGCCGUCGGCGCCGACCCUCCACCUGCCAAAUCUCCCAAGCCUAACCCGGGCCACCGCGCCAAGGGCCUCAGCCAGCUGGAGUUCCAACCUGAGACCACAACUAUCGCCACCCGCCGCAUCGCCCUCCUCCUUGCUAAGGGUUUCGACUUCUCCGCCUAUACCGCGGCCGCAGACUCCCUCCGUGCCCGCGGCGCCUUUGUCUUCACCAUCGCUCCGCACCGCUCCGCCGUCACCGCGUCCACGGGUGAAUCGGUCAUCCCAGACCACUGCUUCGCCGGCAUGCGGUCGACGCUGUUCGACGCGGUCUUUGUGCCGGGCGGCGACAGCAUCCGCACGCUGGCGCGCAACGGCAAUGCCCGGUUCUGGAUCACCGAGUCAUUCGCGCACCUCAAGCCAAUUGCUGGGGUAAACGAGGCGGUACCGUUUAUUCAGGCGCAGAUCGGACUGGACGAGGUGACUGUUGCGGUGGGCGAUGGCGUGGCCGACUCGUAUGGUGUUGUGACGGGGCUGGGCGCCCGCUCGCAGGACUUACUGGAGAAGUUUGUUAAGCAUGUCUCGCAGCAUCGGAAUUGGCAGCGCGAGUUGGAUGGAUUGGUAGAUUUGGUGGCGGCGUGA